AUGAUUAAAGAUUGUAAUAGCUCAAACAUUUUAGAGUUUCAAUCGAACAAUAUAGUAGAAAUUAUCGAAAUAUUAUUUGAGCACACUAAAAAGAAACAGAUUCUGUAUGAAGCAUUGUUGAAAGAAAAGCAUGACAAAGCCAAUAGUUUGCCAGAAAAAAGCAAUGGAAAUUCAAACAAUUAUUCAACAAAACCAAAAUCUAUAUUAAAAAAGAAUUUUGAUGACAGUAAAAUAGAUAAGAAUAUAUAUGAAGGAAUAGAAAUGGAAUGCAGUUCGUGUAGCUGCAAGACGAUUAGAAUUAUUAUUACUCAGAAAGAAAACUUAUUAGACCAAUCUAAAGAGAAAAAGAAAGGAAAUCAGCAAAAUACUCAUACUAAAAAAUGUAUAUACUCAGCAAAUAAAAUGCAAAAUUAUGCUAAAAUUGAUAAUGAGACAGAUUUUCUGAAGCUGAACCUUGAUGAUAGUCAUUUGGUAUCAAAAUCACCAAAAAUUCAUCAACAGCCAAAAUCUGAAAGAAGAGAUUCUAAAAUCAAAGCAAGAAAUAUUAAAGGCUCUAUAAAAGGAACUAAUGAAAAGAAAAUUAAAAAACGAAGAAAUAGUCAGUCUCCUAAGCUUAAAGAAAUUGAUAAAAAUUUAAUUGACAUCGAAAAAAUGAAAGAAAAGCUAGAUCUAUCAAAUUGCUCUUAUGAAAAAAUAUCAUCUCAUAGUCCUUUGCUUCAUAGGUUUUCCUCUCCUUCUGGCAGCCAGAAAUGCCUUACUGAAAGGCAUCUUCUUAGAGAAAUGGAUAGAAAAUCAAAUGCGAAAAUUUUUGAGCCUAUACUUUCUGGAAGAUUAAAUAAUAGCUGAAAAACAAAUAAAUCAAUUGACGAUCCAAGGCUUCACACUCCAAGCCCCAAAUUUCGAUCUCUUUCAAACCAAGAAGCCAAUAAUAUCAUGGAAUCUAAAAUCAAAAAUAAAAUUCUUGAGAAAGAGCUUUCCCAAUCUCCAAAUUUGAGCAAAUUUAUCAGCCCAUAUUCAAAAGUUUGCUUUGAUUUGGACAAAAUUAAAUCUCAUGACUCAAGAGAGCCAACACAAAAAAUUAUCGAGAAUCCUGAUUUUUCAGAAAAUAGCGCAACAAGCCCUAGCAGCAGCGAAUUUGAAGCACAAAAUAAAAUAAUUAAGCCUCAGCAUAUUGCAAGUUUAGGAUGCAAGCAGGCACGUCAGCCAAGUUUUGGAUGCCUAUGUGAGGAUUUUUUGAAAAUUGAAUCUCCUAAUGUACAGAGUUCAAUUGAAACUGAAAAUCAAGAAAGGAAAAUGCAAAAUCAGGAAAUCAGUACUGAAAUAGAUGAGAAAUUUUCUAUUAACGAUAAAUUAAGAGAGCUAUCAAUUCUAUUGUCAGAUGAAAAGACAAUCAAAGGAUUACGAUUCCUAGGGAAUAAUCCUCAAUAUUUCGAAGUUCAAAAUAUAGGAAAAAUUUUGAGUUUAAUUAAAUAG
Molecule: messenger RNA, 1473 nt
Organism: Blepharisma stoltei
Lineage: Eukaryota; Ciliophora; Heterotrichea; Heterotrichida; Blepharismidae
Source: the annotation of a GenBank genome assembly